Molecule: messenger RNA, 2595 nt
Organism: Pelobates fuscus (common spadefoot toad)
Lineage: Eukaryota; Metazoa; Chordata; Amphibia; Anura; Pelobatidae
Gene: CRHR1
Product: corticotropin releasing hormone receptor 1
Exons: 13
Coding region: 687-1931 (414 amino acids)
Biological process (GO): cell surface receptor signaling pathway; adenylate cyclase-activating G protein-coupled receptor signaling pathway
Cellular component (GO): plasma membrane; neuron projection
Molecular function (GO): corticotrophin-releasing factor receptor activity; corticotropin-releasing hormone receptor activity; corticotropin-releasing hormone binding
Source: RefSeq, a predicted model, not a curated record
GGCAGAGGUAGAGCGAUAUGUAUGAAAUGUACCAGAGAAAAAGUGAUCUUAGAAGAGAGAUCCAGAUUCUGGGAAAUGUAGCAAAAGAGGUAGGAGGAAGAGAUAUUUAGUCAACGGAGGAAAAACAGAGGAGACAGGAAAAGGAGAAGACUUAAAAAAUACACACGGAAGAAAAUACAAAAAAUAUAAAUAGGCAAGUAGCAGUGACUUACAGAUUGGGGAAAAGAGAAGGUGAAAUCGACUGCAAGAAAAAAAAAAGCCAGAAAUUAUGAGAAGACAAGAAGGUGAUCUAUAAAGAAAAAAAAGGAAAACGAAAAGAAAAAAGCUAAUUGUAGAGGAGAUAAAAGACUACUGACCUCUCAGGAUUGUGGCGUGUACCUUCCCCUUAUCCCAUCCUAUCCAGCCCUCCCCCCCCUCCCCCCCCAUACCCCAGCUUCCAGUUUUAUAUCCAUCCUGUGUCUAUUCCACCUGCACUAUUCCAAACCUGUGUCCACAGCCAAAAGCCUCGUCUCCUCUAUUCCCUCGGUUUAACCCUUCCUACGUCCCCCAGCCGGACCCUGCUGGUUGGAUCUUUUGGUUCAUGGGUUAACAAGAGUCUCGUACCUGUGAGGAACACGGACACCUUCUGACUUUUGGAUUUUUCUAUUCUGUAUAUCAGAGCAAUUACUUAAUCACUUAAUGACAGGAUGCUGCUGGCCGGGGCUCUAUCACUGCUGUUGGUGCAGAUGACUGCGGUGAAGAUGAGUUCGGCCCUCACUAACCAGGACCAAUGUGAGAAUCUCCAACACAGUACAAAUAUUACAGGUGUUGUGUGCAACGUAUCCAUUGACAUUAUUGGGACAUGUUGGCCUCGAUCUCCAGCUGGACAAGUAGUGGCCCGACCCUGCCCUGAAUAUUUCCAGGGGGUUCAAUAUAAUACAACAGGUAAUGUCUACAGAGAGUGUCAUUUAAAUGGAAGCUGGGCAGGAAGAGGAGAUUACACCCAAUGUCAGGAAAUCCUGAAGCAGGAGAAGAAAAGUAAAGUGCAUUAUCAUAUCGCAAUCGUGAUUAAUUUCCUGGGCCACUCCAUCUCCUUGUGCGCGCUACUGGUGGCAUUUAUUCUAUUUUUGAGAUUGAGGAGUAUACGAUGUCUUCGAAAUAUAAUCCACUGGAACCUUAUUACUGCGUUUAUUCUUCGUAAUGUCACCUGGUUUGUGAUGCAACUUACACUGAGCCACGAAGCCCAUGACAGCAAUGUGGUUUGGUGUCGUCUGGUAACCAUCGCUCACAAUUAUUUCUACGUCACCAACUUCUUCUGGAUGUUCGGAGAAGGGUGUUACUUACAUACAGCCAUUGUUCUGACUUACUCCACUGACAAACUGCGCAAGUGGAUGUUCAUUUGUAUUGGCUGGUGUAUUCCAUUCCCCAUCAUCGUGACUUGGGCCAUUGGCAAACUUUACUACGACAAUGAAAAAUGCUGGUUUGGUAAAAAGGCUGGAGUAUACACUGACUUCAUCUACCAGGGUCCUGUCAUCCUUGUACUGCUGAUAAAUUUUAUAUUUUUAUUUAACAUCGUGCGGAUUCUGAUGACAAAACUCCGAGCCUCAACCUCUUCAGAGACCAUCCAGUACAGGAAGGCAGUUAAAGCUACAUUAGUUCUCUUACCUCUCCUGGGCAUCACCUACAUGCUUUUCUUUGUCACUCCUGGAGAAGAUGAAGUCUCCCGCAUUGUGUUCAUCUAUUUCAACUCCUUUCUUCAGUCAUUCCAGGGGUUCUUUGUGUCCGUUUUUUACUGUUUCCUAAAUAGUGAGGUUCGCUCCGCGGUGAGGAAACGCUGGCACCGCUGGCAGGAUAAGCACUCUAUACGCGCUCGUGUUGCCAGAGCAAUGUCCAUUCCCACUUCACCCACUCGAGUCAGCUUCCACAGCAUCAAGCAAUCUUCUGCCAUCUGACUUGUAUACUCAAAUGUGUUCUCCCACACAGCCUGCUUCUCUUAAGCUUUCCAAAACCCGUGUAGAAGUCUCCCUUGUUCCCCUUGGACAUAUCUAAAUUUGGAAAGAGAGGAGACAUCUCGUGCCUCCAACAAGACUGAUCAUGACAAUCAAUUCAAUGCUGGAAGGAACCAGCAACGAUACAAAGUAUCUCUUUCGCGUCAAGUGCAAUAUGGGUAAUGUCGAGCACUAGUGCGUAUGCACAGAGACAGGUCGCCAUUCACAAGUGCAGAAAAAAGUAAUAGUUGAAACACUGUACACAGCACAAAACAUACACUGAUAUAUCACCAGCCAGAAGCAAACGAUCUCUGAAAAUCCUGCCUACUGCUGUUACCGCCAACUGUCCAUAGUUCCGUGCCUGGCAAUCAAAGCGACUACACGUUGACCCAACCACUGAUAAAACUAGACUACUGAUGGCCUUCAAUAAUUCUUCACCGAGCAUAAUUUUAUACACUGAUGAGCACAACACAUAAAGCUAUUGUGUAAUGCGUACAAGGACUACCUUGAUGCAGUAUGGGCACUCAUUUAAACGCAAGGCAUGGGUUUAGCAUACGAAACACAGAUUAAAUGUGCCCUGGGGACCAAUGGCGGAUUUUCAGAAGGCUAAAAUGACAACUAAACAUCA